This is a messenger RNA of Tachysurus vachellii, 6647 nucleotides long. RefSeq names its product microtubule associated serine/threonine kinase 1b (gene mast1b). The transcript is spliced from 27 exons. The record is from RefSeq and is a predicted model, not a curated record. Gene Ontology annotation, biological process: intracellular signal transduction; peptidyl-serine phosphorylation. NCBI's taxonomy places the organism in Eukaryota, Metazoa, Chordata, Actinopteri, Siluriformes, Bagridae. Bases 554 to 5224 code for a protein of 1556 amino acids. Gene Ontology annotation, molecular function: ATP binding; protein serine/threonine kinase activity; protein binding.
CCUCUUCAUAAAAGGGCUGGUGGGGGCGCGCGAGCGAAUCAGCUGAGCGCGAGGAGGAGACAAGCAGCUCGUGCGUUCGGUGCUGACAUCCCUACUGCAAUAACGGGAGGCGAACACACACAUACGCACACACACUGCUUAAAAAGCCUCCUUUAGUAACGCACGAGCUCCAUUUUUACGUGUUAACGGAACAGUUAUUGAGCGCGAGGCACUUCCUGCUGUCUCGCGCUGUGUUUGUGUGAGGAGGAUGUGAAGGUUUUUUGUUUUCUUUUUAAUUCGGAGCAGAAGAUAUUUAUUUCCGUGACAAACAGAGCAUCCGGAUAUAAUUUACUUCUUUUACGGUUAUUCCGUGUUACAUUUGUGAGUGUGACAAGACGACGAGGAGCUCCGUUAGCUUGCGGCUAACCGGGAAAACAAACCGACAUUGUGUGUGUGUGUGUGUGUGUGUGUGUGUGUGUGUGUGUGUGUGUGUGAUGUGUGACAGUAACACAAUGAUUGUGCACUGAGGAGCUGCUCAGGAACCGUUUACUACACUCUCUAAUAUCGGGACAUUAUGGACGAUACCGGUAUCAUCCGGCGCAGGCGGCUGCAGAAGGAUCUUCCUCUGCCUCGUAAAAGCAGCAGCUGCCGUGCCAGUAACAGAAAGAGUCUGAUCCUCACCUCGACCUCGCCCACUUUACCUCGUGCACACUCUCCUCUGCCUGGACAUCUCGGAAGCAGCCCUUUGGACAGCCCUCGCAACUUCUCUCCAAGCAAUCCAGCUCACUUCUCCUUCACUGCAUCUUCCAGACGGGAUGGACGCCGUUGGUCUCUGGCUUCUAUUCCUUCUUCUGGUUAUGGCACCAACACACCCAGCUCGUCGUCCAGCUCGUCUCAGGAACGUCUGCACCAGUUGUCCUAUCAGCCCUCCAUGGACGAGCUGCUCUUCCUGUCCAAACACUUUGGCAGCACCGAGAGCAUCACCGACGAUGACGGGGGGCGGAGCUCUCCGCACACACGCCCACGCUCCCGCAGCCUUAGUCCGGGCAGGUCAGCUUCAUGCUUCGACAAUGAGAUCAUGAUGAUGAACCAUGUGUACAAAGAGCGCUUCCCAAAGGCAACGACUCAGAUGGAGGGGCGUUUAGCCGACUUUAUCCACUCUCUCUCUCCAGACAGCGUGCUCCCUCUGGCUGAUGGGGUUCUGAGCUUCAUCCACCACCAGAUCAUCGAGCUGGCCAGAGACUGCCUGAACAAAUCCCAAGAUGACCUCAUCACCACCGUCUACUUCUACGAGCUGCAGAAGAACCUCGACAAACUGCUUCACGAGGCGUAUGAGCGGUCAGAGAGUUCAGAGGUGACCUUUAUCACAGAGCUGGUGAAGAAGCUUCUCAUCAUUAUCUCGCGCCCAGCACGUCUCUUGGAGUGUCUGGAGUUUAUCCCAGAGGACUUUUACCACCUCCUGGAGGCAGCCGAAGAUCACGCCAAACAAGGACACUUGAUGAAGACGGACAUCCCGCGCUACAUUAUCAGCCAGCUCGGCCUGACCAGAGACCCUCUGGAGGAAAUGGUCAAUCUGGAGAGUUACGACAGCGAGGGACCCCUCACACCUGAGACUGACGACUCUACAGAGGGGAAGAUGAAGGUGAUGAAGCCUCCUGAAGAAGCUGACUUCCAGACCAUCAAACUGAUUAGUAAUGGUGCAUACGGGGCCGUGUACCUGGUGCGUCACAGGGAGACCCGUCAGCGUUUUGCCAUGAAGAAGAUCAAUAAGCAGAACCUGAUCCUGAGGAACCAGAUCCAGCAGGCCUUCGUAGAGCGAGACAUCCUUACAUUUGCUGAGAACCCCUUCGUGGUCAGCAUGUUCUGCUCCUUUGAGACCCGCAGACACCUGUGUAUGGUCAUGGAGUACGUAGAAGGAGGAGAUUGUGCCACGCUGCUGAAGCACAUCGGAGCGCUGCCUGUAGAAAUGGCACGAAUGUACUUCGCAGAAACCGUCCUCGCUCUCGAGUACAUCCACAACUACGGCGUGGUGCAUCGAGACCUCAAACCUGACAAUCUGUUGAUCACGUCCAUGGGACACAUUAAGCUGACUGAUUUUGGGCUGUCUAAAAUGGGCCUGAUGAGUCUUACAACAAACCUGUACGAAGGCCACAUCGAGAAGGACACCAGAGAGUUCCUGGAUAAACAGGUGUGUGGCACGCCUGAGUACAUCGCCCCAGAGGUGAUCUUACGGCAGGGAUAUGGGAAACCCGUGGACUGGUGGGCCAUGGGCAUCAUCCUCUAUGAGUUCUUGGUGGGCUGUGUGCCUUUCUUUGGUGACACCCCCGAGGAGCUGUUUGGCCAGGUUAUCACUGAUGACAUCGUGUGGCCUGAAGGUGAUGAAGCUCUCCCAGUUGAUGCCCAGCACCUCAUAUCUGCCCUGCUGCAGACCAACCCACUGCUCCGAUUGGGCACAGGAGGUGCAGCGGAAGUGAAGCAUCACCCGUUUUUUGCUGAUUUGGACUGGAACACUUUACUGAGGCAGAAAGCUGAGUUUGUACCUCACCUCGAGUCAGAGGAGGACACCAGCUACUUUGACACACGUUCAGAUCGUUACCAUCACAUUCACUCGUUUGAUGAAGACGACACCAACGACGAUGAACCCGUCGAGAUUCGCCAUUUCUCCUCCUGCUCGCCUCGCUUCAGCAAGGUGUAUAGCAGCAUGGAGCACUUGUCCCAGCUAGAGCACAAGCCCGUGGUGACCCGUAGGGAGCCGAGAGGUCAUCGGGAGGACCGAGCAAAGAGGGAGAGUCUGGGCAGCUUCACUCUGAGAGACAAAACCUGGAGGACCGGCUCUCCUGAAAUGAAGCGCCUGUCCUGCUCUGUGUAUUCCUUCACCGAGUCUGAGUCCAGUCCUCCUGGUGUACGCCGUCGUUUCUCUGCUCUCAUGGACACGCACCGCGUCACCUCUCCUCUAGAGACAGAUACAGACACACACACUCGCCACACACCAGUCAAAACCAGAGGGACGUCACUAGAAGGUGCUACAAUGGUCACCAGCUCCGGGGUGGUCGAGUCCUCUGUCACAGCACCAGCAGCACAAGGAAUAGAUAAACUUCUGAAACCUGCUGAUGCAGCUGUGACGUCAGGACCGUUCGGAACCAGAGCCCCGAGUGAAGUGGUCCUGCGGCGAGCACGACAUCAGCACCUCCCUGCCGAUGGAGAGAAACACACUCCCUCACACUCUAGCACCAAGGUCAUAAAGUCAGCUUCUGCCUCUGCCUUAUCCGUCAUGAUACCUGCAGUGGAGCAGCACGGGACAUCCCCACUGGCUAGCCCUAUGUCUCCCCGCUCAAUAUCAUCCAACCCGUCAUCUCGUGACUCCUCCCCCAGCAGGGAUUACUCUCCAUCCGUCAGCACUCUGCGUUCUCCCAUCACCAUCCAGCGCUCGGGAAAGAGGUACGGUUUCACGCUGCGCGCCAUCCGAGUCUACAUGGGGGACUCCAACGUCUACAGUGUCCAGCACAUGGUCUGGCAUGUGGAGUCUGGAGGCCCCGCCCAGGACGCAGGUCUUUGUGCUGGUGAUCUCAUAACGCAUGUGAACGGAGAGUCUGUGCACGGAUUGGUUCAUACAGAAGUGGUGGAGCUCAUUCUGAAGAGUGGGAAUAAAGUGACGGUGACCACGACUCCUUUUGAGAACACGUCCAUUAAGAUUGGACCAGCACGAAAGCCCAGCUCCAGAGCCAAGAUGGCACGUCGCAACAAGAAAUCCAUCCCCAAGGAGGGACAGGACAGUAAGAAGCAAAGCCCUUGGCUCCGUAAAAUCACUAAGCACUCGAACCUGCUCCACACCAGCCGCAGUCUUUCCUCUCUGAAUCGCUCUCUGUCGUCUGGUGACAGUCUCCCUGGCUCUCCUACCCACAGCCUGUAUGCUCACUCACCCCCUGACUCCGCCCACCUCGGCAUGUCAUCCCAGAGCAGCUCCCCUGCAUCCUCCACUCCAAACUCUCCAGCUACGUCUCAUCACAUGCGGCCGAGCUCACUGCACGGCCUGUCCCCUAAGCUGCAGCGUCAGUUCCGCUCGUCUCGCUGUAAAUCUGCUGGGAGUGUCCCUCUGUCCCCUCUGGCACACACCCCCUCCCCGAGCACGCCCAACGCCACACCCAAUUUCCCUGCCAAGCUGCACUCAUCACCGCCAAUAACAAGGCCUCGCUCACCUCUCCUUACGAGGGUGCAGUCAACCGAGAAACCAGCUCCGCCCUCUCCGCCAUCGUUUGCUUCCUUUCCGUCGGCAGCGGAAAAAAAAGGUGGCCUGAGAAAACAUGGUGUGGAGGAAUACCGUAUUCUGCAAAGCCUGCAGGAGAUUGAAGGAGAAAACAUGCUCACAGAUACGCUCCAGACCGCAAACAAGCAGGACUCACCUUCUGUUGGAGACUCCGUGAUAAGCAAGAAGGUCACACCGUCUGCAGUAAAAGAGACAACGAGUUCUUCAAAAACCCAUGAUUCCAUCAAAACCGUAACUACAGCAAGUUAUGAACCUGCAAAGCAAGAAAAAUGUGCAUCAAAGAUCCCAGCAACACAGGAUUCAGUCUCUGACAUGAGAGAAAAGCCUGGAGGAAAGAUGCCGUUACUGCGCGUAGAAACCGCUACGCCAAAACCGCCAGAUCGGAAGACUGAGGGCGGGAAAGAGCAAGAGAAAGGAACAGCAGCGAGAGAGAAUGAUUCAAAAAAUAAAUCUGAGGUUGUUGAACUGGGGAAGUGUGUGAAAAAACCCCAAACUGUAGAGGUUAAGAUGGAAUUCGGGAGCAAAGGUGGUGAGUGCAAGGCUAAAACUCCAGCACCUCCAGUGACUGGGGCAGGUGUGCCACAAAUAAAAUCCAGAGAGGAGAAGAGUUCGGUCCACUCCGGGUCAAUCCGAACCCUCAGAGAAGAGCGCUCACAGUUGGAAGUUUUGGAGGAAAGCCCAGCUUCCCCAUCUCCUUCCACUCCAUCCCCCAGCACUGGCAAAUCGCGCACCAUCUCCCCUGGUGACCGCUCAAGCUUUGUCACUCAGCUCACCAGUGUGGCCAAAACCGUGCUCGGGCCCAUGAAGCUAGGAUCACAGGACGGAGGGAAAGGGAAGGACUCGAGCACCAAAACUAGCGAGGACAAGCGUUCCGGGACGCUGGGAAAGUCCGAGGCUUCAUCAGGAGCCUGGCGCAUAGCGACAGGAACGUGGCCUGGACCAGGAUCUUCCAAAUCAAAGAGCUCUAACAAGCAUUCCUGAACUUCCUGUUUGUAACGUUUGGGAGGAGAUGAGAAGUAAGCGAUACUUAAGCGAUGACCUAAUACUUCCACAACCACCAAAUUAACACUUAUCCAUAAUAAAAAAAGGUGCUCUCAAUCUGUCAUCGUUAGAUGCUCGUACAUCUAUAGACAGUUUUUAAAGCUGCAGUAUGUAACUAAAGAUUCACAGAAGAACAUUUAUGUAACAACAGUAGUAGCAUGUAACAUCUGUUUACAUUCAAGUAGUACUGAAGUAAUACCCAGGAUUGUGGUUGUGAACCCGUUAUGAUCUUUGACCUUUACUGCUUUUCAGGGCCACAUCCUGAAUCUUACCGAGUUUAAUAAGAGGUGAAGCUUGAACUAAUUUGCGACUGGCUGACUAAAUCUAGCUUAUGUGACAUCAGUUCGAACAUUGUUAGCUAGCUUACAAAUGUGGCUGCUUAGUAAAAUAGUUUACAAAGUGUUCUCAAUAUUGCAAAUAUUUCUAUUGAAAAAAGUUAUAUACUGCAGCUUUAUUGUAAAUGUAACACAGGUUUAGUGUAUAGCGUAAAAGCACUGUGUGUGUAGCUGCAUGGAUGGUAUUGUGAAUAGAAAACUGAGAAGAGAAUAUGAUAUGAUAUUUAAAAAAAAAAAUACUACGCAAAGACCUGAUGCUAGUGAACAUUGUACACAUCCGAUUGUCAUAACUGUCUCUAUAGCAACAGCAUGUCGCUGAUGUCAUAUCAAAUGCUAUCGACUGUGAUGGGUGGCAGAACCUGUCGAUUCUCUUAUAGCAAAAAGGCAAAUAAAUAAAUAGAUCACCAUACUUGAAGAUGCAUAAUACACAAUCGGAGGUUUGCUAAUAAGGUGGAAUGCUUUAUUUCACUACGUACAGUCGUGAACACCUGAUUGGUCCUUGCUACUGAUCCUUUUCCUUGAUAACACCUGCAAUAGACACAGAGAAGUGUACGAGGCAUAAACAAAGUGUUUAACGUCCCAGAGAAUGAGUUUUAUUAAACUAAUGUUCCUGUGGGUGUGUCCUAAAUUUCUAAUUAGCUUAUUUAAGACUCCCAAAAAUUAGCACUGUUCAGUCCUCCAUUUGCAUACACUCCCAAUUAUUGAGUUAUUACUGAAGCAACACUUUAAUAACUUUAAUAAGUUAUCUCUCUAAUAUAAGGUUUCUCUCUCAAACUUGGGCUUCCUUCACCAAGUUAGCUUUCUCUUUCAAACGUUAGCGUUCACGCUUAAAUAAUUAGCUUACUUUAGUGUUCGAUUUCUCUCAAAGAUUUGCUUUCUCUCUCUUAGGUUAGCUUUAUCUUUCAAAUGUUAGCUUUCUCUCUCUUGGGUUAGCUUUAUCUUUCAAAUGUUAGCUUUCUCUCUCUUGAGUUAGUUUUAUCUUUCAAAUGUUAGCUUUCUCUCUCUUGGGUUAGCUUUAUCUUUCAAAU